CAUGCGAAGUGGAAGUAAGAGAACAAUAUAGGGUUCUUUUAUUUCGCGUUCGAUUAAGAUAAUGUAAAAGGUUUUUAUAUGUGGUUCUUAUUUUAUAGUAUUUCAUAUAGUGUGCUUUUAUAAACGUUAUACUUCUUUAAAUUAUCGGUGGCGGGCUGAUUCACAUAUUCUCAUCAAUGUAUUCAUGUAUCAUUCCGCGAACUGAUGGGAAAAGGAAAAUGGGAAGUAAGGGAUGUGUAUGUGCAUUGUCUUCUAAGUGAAUGCCUGGAUUCGUUUGGAAAUAUUUAGCGAUGUGCGAAAAGUCUGGUUGCUUGUGCACAGUACUCAUUUGUGUAGAGGAUGGAUGUAUGUUGCGAGUGAAUGAGUGGGAAAACAUAUCAAGUGCACCGAAAAAUUGCAUGGCUGCUAGUAUUGUCUGUAGGCCCGGGGCCUACCUGUGACAAGAGCAGCCAUUUGCAGUGGUAAUACAUUUAGUUUGAUUUGAGUGCUUCGCACAGUAUGCAGAAACGCGAAGGAAGAGAUCGAGAAAGGGAUAAAGAUAUACGAGACGAAUCUUCAAAAAGGGUUUCACGAUCAAGUGCAGGAACAAGAACUAACAUGCAUACAAGUCGGCACAGUGUAUCCACAAGUUCGGGUGUGUUGAUGGUUGGACCCAACUUCAGGGUAGGAAAGAAGAUAGGAUGUGGAAAUUUUGGCGAAUUGCGAUUAGGAAAGAACUUGUACAACAACGAGCAUGUAGCCAUCAAAAUGGAACCGAUGAAGUCAAAAGCACCGCAACUUCAUCUGGAAUAUAGGUUUUAUAAACUAUUAGGAUCUCAUGAAGGGAUUCCCCGUGUGUAUCACUUCGGUACGUGCGGAGGGAGAUACAGUGCCAUGGUCAUGGAACUGCUUGGCCCGAGUCUGGAAGAUCUCUUCGUACUGUGUAAUCGCAGAUUUAACCUGAAAACUGUUGUCAUGAUAGCCAUUCAGCUACUGCACAGGAUAGAAUAUGUUCACAGCCGACAUUUAAUAUACAGAGACGUAAAACCUGAAAACUUCCUAAUAGGACGCAGUACCACAAAAAAGGAUAAGAUCAUUCAUAUUAUAGACUUUGGCUUAGCGAAAGAAUAUAUAGAUUUAGAAACAAACAAGCACAUCCCAUAUCGGGAACACAAAAGUCUCACAGGGACGGCGAGGUACAUGAGCAUAAACACUCAUUUAGGAAAAGAGCAAAGUCGACGGGAUGACUUGGAGGCUCUAGGACACAUGUUUAUGUACUUCUUGAGAGGCAGUUUGCCAUGGCAAGGCCUCAAAGCAGACACACUGAAGGAGCGGUACCAGAAGAUUGGCGACACAAAGAGGGCUACUCCUAUCGAGGUUCUCUGUGAAGGACACCCAGAGGAAAUGGCUACGUACCUGCGUUAUGUGAGAAGACUGGAUUUUUUUGAGACUCCGGACUAUGAGUACCUCAGAAAAUUGUUCCAAGAUCUCUUUGAGAGAAGAGGCUAUGUAGAAGAUGGAGAGUUUGACUGGACAGGGAAGACAAUGUCAACCCCAGUGGGAUCCUUACAAACAGGUCAUGAGAUUGUGGUAUCACCCAACAGAGAUCGCCAUCCAACUGCCAAUAAGGGAGCUGGCAAAGGACUUCCUGCGUGGCCAGACAUCCCAAAACAACAGGGGAACCAGUUAGGCAACCUUACACCUGCUGACCGACAUGGAUCAGUUCAGGUUGUGAGUUCAACUAAUGGUGAAUUAGCAAAUGAUGAUCCAACAGCUGGGCAUUCCAACACUCCCAUCACAGCACAAGCAGAGGUUGAAAUUGUAGAUGAAACAAAAUGUUGUUGUUUUUUCAAACGUAAGAAGAAGAAAUCAGGACGUCAGAAAUGACUAGCGGUUGUGCAGUGCAGUCCAGAGCGUGAGGCAGUGACAUUGCUGCGGGCUACGUCCCAUUCCAACUCCAGGGACAGUGUCCUCAACAAUCCUAGUAACAGCGAGUUUGCUCGCUACCCUACGCCUGCCAGUGUCACGUGAUGAGACAGGGGAGCACCUACACAGCCACCGCCAUCAUGCCAAGCCUCCCUCCCUCACCUGGUGCACCACUACAUAUUAUAAUUAUUAUAUUAUACAUAAUAACUAAGUCUAGUGUGUUGUGGUGGUACAGUAUGUUGUAUGCAUGUAUGUAUUUGGUACAUUUGUGGUGUAAAUGGGAAGCGUGAAGGUGGUUGAGUUUACAGAGUUACAUUUUUAAUGUAGCCAAAUGUGAAUAGAUGAUUCUCAUGUGGAUUGAUAUGAUGACUCACUUGCUUAAAUGCAUUGAACAUUGUGUCAGAUGUCAUAUUAGUUGAUUCAAUAAUUCAUGUGUCUGUAAUGUUUUGAUAGAAUGGAUGACUGCGAGAAUGAAUAUGUGAAAGUGAAUGUUAGGUUCAUAGAAUUAAAAUGACUGAUUUCCUCUUUGAAUGAACCUUAGUUGGAUCAUUCAUAUUUAAUGUGGGAGAUACUUCUCAAUAUGGCUUUGUAGAUUGGGGGAAUAUCAUCAAUCACUUAAAAAUGUUGGAACUGGAGGUAUCAUGCAGAAAGAGACUGGGCCUUCCAUAAGGAGAAACUGGUGUGUUUGUGGGGAAAUGCUAUUGCAAAACAGUGGGCACAUGGUGGCGGCCGUUUGGUGUAUCAUAGAUCUACCCACUCUUACCAUCAUCAGUAUUUUAUGUGCAGAAUUAAAUGCCAGAAAAUUUCCGUGAGUAUCAUGCUGUGCUGUUUUAUUGAUUUUUUAAUUAAUUUUGAUUUGUGGUAUCCAAGAAACAAAGGCUAAUCAUCAUUUAAACCAGUCAGACUGAUCAGCUCUCCUAUUGUUUCUUGAUGGAAUGGGUUGUGAUUUGUUUCUCUUCAUUCUUAUUCCAUCCAAAUAAAGCUAACUCAAGAGAUUGUAGAAAGAAAAAACAUUUCAUACAUCAUUUGAAUGUUUGACUUGGAUCAGUUCUAAAAUAUAGUAUAGACAACUUUAAAAAGUGGCUAAAUAAGUAUAACCCAGUAACUGUGAUUUUUAUCUUACUCCCUGCUGUGUUUUCAUUAUUGAUAAAGGCAAAAUGCCAGUGUCAAAAACAACUAGGAUAUUGACAGAAUGUGGCUUAUAUAAUUGUUUUCUGCAUGCCAUUAGCCAAGUCACAUGAGAUUGGUUGCUCUAUUCCUUGCACUUCACAAUAAUCUGAGGACCUACAAAACUGUGGCUGUUUGCCCGUUUGUAGUCCAGAUCUACUUGUGUUCACAUAAAUUUAAGUGCAGCUGUUAGCAAAUUAUUGCAACUUUUUAAGCCUGUCUAAGACAGCUUACAGUUACAGUCUCACUUAGGAACUUUAAAUGAACUUGAACAAAGUUUAGAGCAAUUUUAUGUGGUGAUACAUACCUUGACUCACAAAAUUCGUACUUUGUCAAAUCAUUAAAUUCUUUACUGUGUAACUUGGAAAGUAAUAGGAUUAUAGAAUUUUAGCUUCAGUUUUGAAUGUCAUUUUGACCAUGCACUUGAUACAUGACCAUGGCUGGCAGAAAUUUGUGUUGUGAAUUUUGUAGCCAUCUUUGUAAGCAACAGUUUAAAUUACAAAUUAUCGACUUGAUUGCAUAGUUUAACAUAGUGUUUCUUUCAUGGACAUAUAUUUUACAUUUGAAAUUUUAUAUACAAUAGUAGACUUGACACAAUUCUGUAUGGUCACUGGUAUCAGUUGACUUCUGGUAAAUUUUCCAGGUUUUCAUUGUAUGUGGAGUUGUUGCAAACAAGCUGUUUGUUGGUUUAAUAGAUUGUACUGAGAAUUUUGCAGGUCAUUAAGUAUUUUUUUUGGAGGAUUUAAAUGUCCAGGAUAAUGUAUGAUUUUUAAAAAUAAGCAACAAGCUUGGUCAAAGUACAUUUUAAUUUUUGAAAGACAUUAAAGUAUGAGUUCCCAAGUAGUGCCUACUUCCAUAUGGCUGCUAAAAAUAAGAAACCAUCUUCAUAUGACAAAAAUGUUCCCUAAAGAAGUGACAUCUUCUAGUACCAGUCUCCUUAAAUAUUUGCAUACUUUUGUGCAUGCUGUUAAUUAUUCUUUAUUUAGAAAAUGUGUAGAGGUCAGAAUAAAAAAGAAAGUUUAUUUAUGUUGAGUCAGAGGCUGAAGCAAUAAGUAGUCUGCUAGUUCUAACUGGAGAAAAACUGAGAAGUGCUUACUGACAAAUUUCUAUGUUUCAAUUUUAAUGUACAUAUAUUUCUACCCUUUUAAAUAUUUGACUGAAGUAGGUGUUCUACUGAAUUUAUGUCUUAUCGAGCCAGAUUGACAUAAAGCAUGAUUUUAAUAUAUCUUAAUGAUGUGUGACUUUCAUUUGAGGUAUGAAUUAGGUAUUUAUGUUGUUUUCAUUUAUUUUUAUUUUAUCUUUUAUUUCAGAGCUUUAGAGUAUUCAGUAUCAAAUAAUUACUUCAUGUCCACAAGAGUCUGACCUCAGCACAUGUUAUUACAGUGAAUUUAGUUUGUAUGGUGUAAAAAAAAUUACUUUUGUAAUGCUAUGGAAAGAAAUGCUUGGAGUUGUGUAUUUGCUUUUUUCUGCAAUAUAUUUUAAUCAGUCCAUAAAUUAUGAAAGACAGAAUAACUUUGAUAGCAUAUUGUAAUAUCCUCUUCUAAUCAAAGUAAUACAUUCUUAGUCAUGAAUACAACAGGUUUCUACAAAGGGUUCAAAUUGCAUUCUCCAUGUAUCCAGUCAGGGAAGUAGUCAAAAUUACAAAUAAAUCCAGUGCUUUAUUUGUGUAUUAUAUAAUGCCAACCUCAUUAUAAUCAAAUGAUACUUUUCUUAAUAUGAUUUUUUAAUUUAUGAAGAUUUUGGUAUGAGAAAGUCCGAGUUGCAUAAUUGUGCUGAAGUUACAUUUACAUUCAUGUUCUUUGAAAAUUGUCAGAGUAAUGAAAAUAUCAGGAAUUGUUCCAGCUCUUUGAGCGCUUGUGCUCCCCCCUCUCCGUGUUUCAUUUUUGCUAUUCUUUGUAUGUUCUUAUCAACCAUUUACCCCUUUUGUCAUUAAGCAUAAAAUAGAGGACUUGAAGGAAUAUUACCCACUUCUCUACAGAAUUUGGAAUUUGCCUUGUAAGCAUAUUCACUGUUUUGAGUACAAUAAUUCAAAUAUUGUGGAACUUGCUUGAUAUUGCAAGUGAGAAAUUUGGUGAGUUUCACAUAUAUUAUUCUAUUAUAGUGUUCAUUACUGUGUAAUCAUGCAUCAAACAUUAGGUGUUAAGUUAGAAUUCUGUAUGACAUAACCAAGUAGUGUUAUUUAUAAUUCACUGAUCUCUGAUAAGUUCACCAAACAAAUAUUACUGUACCUUGCUGAUGUAUGAGUCAUGCAUUGAAGACAAAAUUUUGGAGUUUCGUGUAACGUAAAAUGUUGUCCAUACAUAUAGCACCACAUAAUCUUCACCAGCUCCUUACCUUGGCACCGUAUGAAGAUGAGUGACUGGUCGAUCUUCACAUUGAGCUGUCCAUACCCUGGAUAAAAUUACUGUACCUGUUGCAUAACAGACUGGUAUGCCCCACAGCCGUUGCUUGUAAGAAGGUAAGCGAAAACUUUCAGAAUUCCAGUUAACUUAAACAACUAGACAGUGACUAAUUAAUUUUUCCUUUUCACUCCUACGUGAAGCAUAGGGCCUCUCUUUUAAAAGGUUUCAGGAAUCUGUUAGACAUUUGGUAGGACUCCUUGGAUGAGUGAUCUGUCUGUUGCAAGGCCUCUACCUAUACACAGGACAGCACAACACAGAAAGAUGUGGCAAACAUCCAUGCCUUUUGUGGAAUUCUAACCCACGGUCCCAGUGUCCGAGCGCACAAGGCCUAUGCCUCAGAUCGCAUGGACACUAUGACCAGCAGACAGUGAUAUGCCAAAGGAAAUAUUCACUUCAUUAAUUGGCUAUAUUUCAUCACAAGGUAAAAGACUUGAAGACAGACACCAGUCUCUUGUUAUAUGAUAAAGUUCAGAAAUUGAAGGAAAAUUAAUUAGAUUUGCAGUUAGUUUCUGCCUGAAAUACAACACGACGUUUCUCCAUCACAAAGAUCAGAUGGUUCAAGCUGUUAGGUAAAUUAGUGAUAUUUAUUCUAAGAGCCACUUGAAACCUGUAGGUACACUGUGGGCUUUAAUAUAUUAAUAAAAAGCUACUCUACAGUAGUUUGUGCGCAUACGGACAUACUUCCACAGUCUACUUUUAACUCAUUAGCAUACAAUUUUUCUCAUUUUACUGUGACAAAAAUGACUAUUUUGACAACAUUGAAGUUAUUUCCAUCGUUCUUCCAGAGAACAGCAAGCAAAAAGGUUGUUUUCCUCUCAAUUUUCAACACAUUUCCUUCUGUAUAAUGGAAUUAGCAUGUACAACAUUUUAAUGGUUUCUUUGUAUUAGAAGAUAGUAUUGAAGCUGGUUACUUGUAAUCCUUUCAGGUCACUUGGGUUAAAUUCAAAUUCAGACAAAACCCACAUAAAGUUUGAAAUUCGGUGUUAUUUGCACCUGUGCAUAUGAAAAGUAUAUGGAUGCUAUACAAGCAGUUGGAAUUACAUUUGUGCAUGUGGUAUGCAAUGAAGUGCCUGCAGAAUUGUUAAAAAUUUUAUUUUCAAAGGAAUGAAAUUAUAUAUUAUGUUUCACACAUUCCAAAGAGGUUGUGAACAUUGUUGGUUAUUUAAAAUGUUUUGCAACAACUCCUAAUGUUUUAACUGGAAGUAAUGUGGAUGACCUAUGUCAUGUUAACCAUGUUAUUGUAAGGCUACCAUUAUGUUCAGUUAUAUUAACAGUUCCUCUCAGCCUUAAUCUGUGGUAGACAUUUCCCACAAUUACAAAGUGGUUUUAUAUAUACCUGCAAAUCUUGUGAAGCCACUAUAGUAAUGUAAAUGAUAUAUAGUCCAUACUGUUAAUGUAGUUUUUAAAAGCUGCAACAUAUGGUUUUUAAAGUAAAAGUACAACCAGUUUUUUUGUUGUGGGUAGUGUUCAUAGUGCCUGUGCUGUCAAGUCAAAAGAAGUAUCAUUACAUUUUUAGUAUGGUGCAAUGCCAUCAGGCACAGGAAUGCAAGAUGAAAGGUUUAUGAAACCAGUGACAUAUUGUUUUAAAUUUAGAUAUCUGCCCUGGAAUACAAAAUCUGUGAAUGUAUGAACUUUAUGGCACUAAUGUAAAAGGGACAUCAUAUUUGAGAGGAGAUUUGUUGCUGGAGUCAGCAGGCAUAGUGUUUGGUGAAAAUGGGAUACUUAUAUAAAUCAUAGGGUGUUUGGGUUUGCUUAAAAAAACAACUAUAAAUUAAUGAAUACUGUUCUUUUAAUGGAGAAGAUCCACAGUAUAUUUCUGCCACAUUAUCAAGAUGUAUUGGUUUGUAAACCUUUCCAAAUUGUAUUUUCUAGACGUGGUUUGACUCGAUUACGUGUGAUCAGAAAUUAAAAACUAUAUAUGGUUUCUUCAGCGUGAAUGGACAAAAACCACUGUGAUAAAUUAUGUAACACUUGUUCUAAUGGGAUUGAUCUAGCUUCCAUCUUUGUACAUAGUGAUCCCUGUGAAUGAGAUGGGAUUAUAUUCCAAGAAUUGUGGCAGCCAAAGUGAUGAAUUUACUUUAGUGCAUCUUCUAAGUCUGUGACAGUUCAUACAUGUCAAUUUAUGCAUCAUUUGUAGACUGAAGUAUGUACAUUGUUGCAGCUGCCAAAGGGAGGAAAAUGUAUGAUGUCAUUCAUGAAAAUAUAUUUAACAGCAUAUGUUACAAUAUGAGGAAUGCUGUACUUUCAAGAGAAGAAGCAAUGCCCAACCAAUUUUGGUAAUAUGCUCUCUCUAUUUGAUAUGGGAUGGUUUAAUUUGCCAAUCAUGGAAGGCAUAUUGCUAUGUUAAAAACAUUAAUAUAACUUUGUGAUGAUUUGCAAAUAUACUGUAAUGUUUUAGUGAGGUUUUGUUUGUCUGUUUACUAUCUUGUCUUUUCAUUCAACAUAAGCUGAGACAAAAUGGAAUGAAGUGAAUGGUAUUUUUAAGUAUUAAGAUUGCAUCCAAAGUGUGUGAAGUUGAUUAUUUAAGAAAACUCUAUAAUGUAUAUAUUAAUGAGCACACUGUUCUUAUAAUUGUUUUGUGGCAAUAUAAAUAUUUCUUAAGUUCUACAAUCGGCUCUCAGAUUACUGGUGAAGAAAGAUGGGUCCAAUGUUUUAGAUAUGCUUAAUUAGAUACAUAAUUGUAUCUUUUUUUAGCCCAUUGUUGCCAAUUGCCAUAUUGACUGUCAUCAAUUCUUCCCCCUUGUGUGUGCAUUGUGAGAACUGCUUUUAUAGUGAGAAAGCCCGUAGGAAUUUCCAUGUAAAAUAUUGUUUCCAAAAUGAGAAAAAUAAAACACUAAAAUGUUAAUAUGAUA
Molecule: messenger RNA, 8326 nt
Organism: Zootermopsis nevadensis
Lineage: Eukaryota; Metazoa; Arthropoda; Insecta; Blattodea; Termopsidae
Gene: gish
Product: casein kinase I gish
Biological process (GO): protein phosphorylation
Molecular function (GO): ATP binding; protein serine/threonine kinase activity
Source: RefSeq, a predicted model, not a curated record